UUUCCUGCUGAAGGAGAAAGCAGACAGGCAACACCGGCACCGGGAACAAAGUGUGCCUAUCAGGUGGAGUCAUGUUUGAAGCCUUUCUGCCCGCACUUCUGGUCCUGCCCUGGGUCAUGUCUGUUCCUCCCACCUCCUCCUUCUCCUCUUCCUCCUCUGCUACCUCCCCUACAUCCUCUUCCUCAUCCUCCUCCUCCUCUUCCACCACCUCCUCCCCUACAUCCUCCGCCAAUACGUCCACAUGCCACCGCUGCUGUGACCACCUGGACCCACCAGAGGGCGAUGUGGGCCACAGGCCAGAGAUUCGCACACACAUCGACAUGACCAUCCUCAAAGGUGACAAAGGAGAGCGUGGUGACAGAGGCUCCCCAGGUAAGGUGGGCCCUGAGGGCCGCCCAGGCAGUGCUGGUCCAGAGGGCCCCAAGGGCUCCAGAGGGGGGCCCGGACCCCCAGGGGCCCCAUGUAACACCCAGCACGCUGCCUUCUCCGUCGGACGCCGCAAGGCGCUCCACAGUGAGGAUGAGUACCAGGCGUUGCUGUUCGACGUGACCUUCGUCAACCUGCAGGGCGACUUCGACAUGUUCUCCGGACGAUUCCACUGCCGCGUGCCGGGGGUCUAUCUGUUCAACGUCAACCUGCAUACCUGGAACUUCAAGGAGACGUACGUUCACGUCAUGCAGAACGAGACGGCGCGCGCCAUCGUGUAUGCACAGCCCAGCGAGCGCUCUAUCAUGCAGAGCCAGAGUGUGAUGCUGAUGCUGCGCCAUGACGACCAAGUGUGGCUCCGCCUCUUCAAGAGAGAGCGGGAGAACGCCAUCUACGGGGACGACACAGAUGUUUACGUUACCUUCAAUGGCCAUCUCGUCACGGCCCAGGAGGAGUGAGGAGGGG
Molecule: messenger RNA, 891 nt
Organism: Engraulis encrasicolus (European anchovy)
Lineage: Eukaryota; Metazoa; Chordata; Actinopteri; Clupeiformes; Engraulidae
Gene: c1qtnf6a
Product: C1q and TNF related 6a
Exons: 7
Coding region: 72-884 (270 amino acids)
Molecular function (GO): protein binding
Source: RefSeq, a predicted model, not a curated record